AUGCGUAACGCAACUGAUCGAAGUAUUCGAACAGAUAGGUCGGAAAUUAGACAACGGUAAGCAGAUAGACGUGAUUUACCUUGACAUGUCGAAGGCAUUUGAUAAAGUAAGUCACGCUCAGCUCAUGCACCGAUUACACAAGUUCGGGUUUCGAGGUAACCUUCUCAACUGGUUUUCAUCGUACCUCAGCAAUCGUUAUCAGCAGACAACAAUUGGUGGAACAACAUCAAGACCGUUAGCAGUGACAUCCGGUGUGCCGCAGGGCUCUAUUCUCGGUCCUUUACUGUUUCUCUUGCACGAAAACCACCUCUCCGAAAGCGUGGGCAACUCCAGCAUUGCAACCUUUGCGGACGAUACAAAGAUCUUUAAAACUGUAAAUAACGUGUCCGACGCAACAAAUUUUAAAGAGAAUUCCAGCAAGGCAAACCUGAUAUUAAACACUCAAAAAUGUAAAGUCAUGAGAAUAACCAGAAAACACCACAAAACAGAAUAUCCCUACAAGCUACAUGAUGCUGUUCUGGAAAGCGCUGUUCACGAACGUGAUCUGGGAGUGUGGACUUCUUCCAAUCUGACUUGGUCCAAUGUGCUCAAACAACCAAAAUGCUCGGCUACGUAA
This is a messenger RNA of Paramuricea clavata, 616 nucleotides long. Lineage: Eukaryota; Metazoa; Cnidaria; Anthozoa; Malacalcyonacea; Plexauridae. The record is from the annotation of a GenBank genome assembly.